Lachancea thermotolerans CBS 6340 is the source of this 2451-nucleotide messenger RNA. It is a transcript of the gene CFT2, whose product is annotated as cleavage polyadenylation factor subunit CFT2. Bases 1 to 2451 code for a protein of 816 amino acids. The transcript has a single exon. Gene Ontology annotation, biological process: mRNA 3'-end processing by stem-loop binding and cleavage. The record is from RefSeq and is a predicted model, not a curated record. Gene Ontology annotation, molecular function: RNA binding. Gene Ontology annotation, cellular component: mRNA cleavage and polyadenylation specificity factor complex. Lineage: Eukaryota; Fungi; Ascomycota; Saccharomycetes; Saccharomycetales; Saccharomycetaceae.
AUGACUUAUAGCUUCACUUGUCACUCUGAUCCAUCUGGAAAUCAUAGCUGCGGAGUAUUAAGAUUUGAAAAUGUUACGAUCAUGGUAGAUCCCGCUUGGGAAGGCAGAGGCUCUUGGUCAAGUGAACAAAUAGACUUUUGGGGCGAGCUGGUAGCUCAGGCAGACAUAAUUUUGCUUUCGCAGCCGACCGCCGAAUUUCUUGGUGCUUACGCAAUGCUGUAUUUCAAAUUUUUAGGGCACUUCAAGACAAGAAUCGCUGUAUUCGCUACUUUACCGGUUGCGAACUUAGGUCGAGUGACAACCCUAGACCUUUACGCGUCUCAAGGCUUAGUGGGUCCAGUGCAGACUAACGCAUUGGAUUUAAAUGAUAUUGAAGAAGCCUUCGAUCAUGUCAUCACGGUUAAACAUUCACAAAUCUUGGACCUCAAAUCGAAAUAUGAUGGCCUUACUGUCAUCCCCUAUAGCUCAGGCUAUGCUCCUGGUGGCUCUAUAUUCUGCAUUACAACCUACUCUGACAAAAUAAUUUAUGCUCCUCGGUGGAACCAUACUAAGGAUACAAUUCUGAAUAGCGCGGCUGUGCUGAAUUCGUCAGGAAAGCCUACGCCCUCGAUGAUGAGGCCGUCAGCAGUGGUAACGACAACGGCUAGAAUUGGCUCUUCAGUGCCUUACAAAAAGAGGGCCGCACGAUUCAAGGAGCUUUUGAGAGAAGCUCUCCCUAAAAAUGGAACUGCAAUUAUCCCAACAGACAUUGGAGGAAAGUUCUUAGACUUACUCGUACUUGUACAUGAUUACCUUUACGAGAUGAAACAAAACAGAAACCAAAGUGACGUAUCAGUGCUACUGGUAUCUUAUUCUCGAGGCCGGACUUUAACAUACGCAAGAAGUAUGCUCGAAUGGCUUUCUCCGUCCAUUGUAAAAGUUUGGGAGGGCAGGAACAACAGAUCGCCUUUUGAUUUUGGGUCACGUCUUAAGAUUGUUUCGCCCGAAGAGCUGAAAAGAUACUCGGGCUCAAAAAUAUGUUUUGUGUCUAGGGUUGACAGGCUCAUUAAUGCAGUGGUUCAAACACUCUGUUCGAGCGAAAGAACCACCGUCAUCUUAACAGAGCCUUUAGUACUGCAGAGCGAGUCUUCAAAAGUUUUGGCUGCAAUGCAUUCAAAAUGGGCCAGGGCCAACAAGGCUCAAGAUAGCAGGGCUUUGAAUAAUAGACAUGUGAGCUACUCCGAAAAUGUGGCUAUUCAAACCGCUAAAACUGAGCCCCUUAAGUCUCAAGAUUUACAAGAGUUUGAAAGUAAGAUCGAAAUUCGAAGAAGGGAGCACAAGGAUUUGCUUUCAAAGCUUGAAACUGAAACUGCGGUGGUGGGAGAUAUGUCAAGCAAUGGAGGUAUGCUCGAUGUUGCUGAAGAAGAGGAAGAUGAGGAUGACAUUCCAGACUUUAUCACAGCGGUGAAUCGAAAAAGCAGUAGAUCAGUUACAAAGCCAAUCGAGAUACCUGUUGACAUUCACAUACAGUCAGACGCGCAACCACGGCACAAAAUGUUUCCUUUCCACGCAAUGAAGGUGAAGAAAGAUGACUAUGGAGAUGUUGUUGAUUUUACGCAGUUCAUUCCAAAGGAUCAGUUGGAGAAUAGCGACAAAAGAAAUUCAUCUAGCGCACUAGACGAGGAAGAUGAUCCAUACGAACUGGAGCUGGCCUCUUCUAAACCAACAAAAAAGAGGCGCGGCGGUGGUGCUACAAACUCCAAGAGUAAAGAAGAAAAUUUUGAUGACGUAUCAUAUCUCGAUUCGCUCAACAAGCCAUACCGAAGGAUUUUAAGUAGCUCGGUUGCUACUCUAAAGUGCUACGUUGCAGCAAUAGACCUUUCAAGUUUGGUUGAUCAGCGGUCGCUAUCAGUAAUAUGGCCUUCUCUUAAGCCACAUAACGUGCUUUUAAUGCCUCCUCAAGAUUCUCAAAAUGCCGCUGCCUUGAAAGCAUUGUCCGGAAAAAACCUAGACGUGAUAAGCAUGAGUUUUGGCAGCCCUGCAAAGUUUGAUACCGUAAUCAGAUCCUUCGAUGUCUCUAUAGACCCAGACUUGGACCAACACAUAAAAUGGCAAAGCGUUAGUGACGGAUACACCAUUGCGCAUGUGGUUGGAAGGCUUGUGCGCGACGCAACCCAAGUUGCUGAAAAUCAGCAGCAACGCAUAAAAUGGGCUCUAAAGCCGUUGUCCAAUAAUUCCAAAUUUCACCCGAAGACCUCUCUGGCAAUUGGGGAUGUCAAAUUGGGUGAGCUAAAGCGUAAAUUGACCCACAAAAACCAUGUCGCAGAAUUCAAGGGAGAGGGAUCGCUAGUGGUGGACGGGAAAGUUGUUGUAAGAAAAAUAAGCGAUGGAGAGACCGUGGUAGACGGCAAUCCUUCAGAACUCUUUUACGAGGUUAAAGCGCUCGUUGCAGACAUGCUUGCCAAGCUUUAG